This is a messenger RNA of Bathycoccus prasinos, 420 nucleotides long. RefSeq names its product Eukaryotic translation initiation factor 1A, X-chromosomal. Lineage: Eukaryota; Viridiplantae; Chlorophyta; Mamiellophyceae; Mamiellales; Bathycoccaceae. Gene Ontology annotation, molecular function: RNA binding; translation initiation factor activity. The record is from RefSeq and is a predicted model, not a curated record. Gene Ontology annotation, biological process: translational initiation. The transcript has a single exon. Gene Ontology annotation, cellular component: cytoplasm. The coding region runs from base 1 to 420 and encodes 139 amino acids.
AUGCCGAAAGCGAAAGGCAAAGGCGGGAAAAACCGACGACGAGGGAAGAACGAUUCAGAAGAUAAGAGAGAGUUAAUAUUCAAAGAAGACGGACAAGAGUACGCGCAAGUUCUGAGAAUGUUAGGGAACGGACGUUUAGAAGCGCAAUGCAUCGACGGCGUGAAACGCCUGUGCCACAUUCGAGGAAAGAUGAGAAAGAAAGUCUGGGUGAACACGUCGGAUAUCGUUUUACUCGGCUUGAGAGACUUUCAAGACGAAAAAGCGGACGUGAUUUUGAAAUACACCGCGGAAGAGGCGAGAAGUUUAAAGGCGUACGGGGAACUUCCGGAUUCCAUCCGGGUCAACGAAACCGACACGUUCGAAGAGGAAAGAGACGAGAACGACGACUUUUUCGAUUUCGACGACAUCGCGGAUAUCUAA